AAUUCUUUAUUGUAUAGCAGUUAGGGAUGAGGAAUUUUAAGAUGGAGUUAGGUGAAGGUUUUACGAAGGAAGUUAAUAGUUAGCUUCAGCCUAGUCAGCCUCUUAUAACACAUUACAGCUGCUAACAUGACGAAGACUGUAGCCUGGAACGUGGCUGGUUAUGUGAGCUGGAGCUCUGUGGGCUAUUGACAGGAUGAAACUAGAUUCCUAAUACUUCAUCAUCGAAUAUACAGUAGAAUACACCACACAAUAUGGCCUGUGUCGAGCAGGUGGCAGCAGUAGGACAGGUUCUGGUGGACCCAGGACUGGACCUUACCCGGCGGUUCAGAGCCUUAUUCACACUGAAGAACCUGGGAGGUGCUGAAGCUAUAGAAUGGAUCAGUAAGGCCUUUACUGAUGAGUCUGCCCUGCUGAAGCAUGAGCUGGCCUACUGCCUGGGACAGAUGCAGGACAGACGGGCCAUACCCACUUUAAGUGCUGUACUCAAAGAUACACAGCAGGAACCGAUGGUCAGGCAUGAAGCAGGGGAGGCUCUGGGAGCAAUUGGUGAUCCUGUGGUUCUGGACCUACUGAAAGAGUACAGUCAGGAUCCUGUCAUAGAGGUUGCAGAGACUUGUCAGUUGGCUGUUCGUCGGUUGGAGUGGCUGCAGAGUGGAGGAGAGAAACAGUUGGAUGAUGCAAGUACAGAUAAGAACCCCUACUGCUCUGUAGACCCGGCCCCUCCAGCAGUAAGGAAGAGUGUGUCAGAGCUCCGCUCCAGCCUGUUGGAUGAGAGUCUGCCACUCUUUGAACGUUACCGCGCCAUGUUUGCCCUGCGUAACCUGGGUAACGAGGAGGCUGUGCUGGCAUUGGGAGAUGGCCUCCAGGCCUCCAGUGCUCUGUUCCGUCAUGAGAUCGGCUAUGUCCUGGGUCAGAUGCAGCACCCGGCAGCAGUCCCAGCCCUGCGUGCAGCUCUGGAGCGUUCUGGCGAGAACCCCAUGGUUAGACAUGAGGCGGCAGAGGCUCUUGGCGCCAUUGGCAAAGAGGAAUGUCGGGCUGUGCUGCAGCGUUACCGUGGAGACGGAGAACGUGUCGUCAAGGAGAGCUGUGAGGUCGCUCUGGAUAUGCUUGAGUACGAAAACGGUGACCAGUUCCAGUAUGCAGAUGGACUGGUCAGGUUACAGGGUUAAAGGUCAUUGUCACAACUGAAGGGGCUUUCACUCAAAUCUCCAUUUUAACACUUUUACUCUCUGUGUUAUUGUAUUACCUUAUACAGCAGGACACUUCAGUGCUAUGUCAAUAAAACUAUUGGAUCCUCUGGGAUGAAGCUUUAUAAAAUGAAAAAUACUUGGCACCCAAAAUCAAAAAUGAAACUGUAAAAGCCCAAACAAACCGGACAGGACUUGGUGAGCUGCAGGAGUGAGCUCUUAGAUUUUGGGGGUGUGGGUGUUGCUGUGUAGGGGGACAGGGAGGAGCAAAGUAGUUCUUUGUGUUCUUUCCCCCUCCAAGAUACCACUGCAUUCAGAUACAGCAAAUUUGCAAUAUAUGUUCUGUAUGCUUUUUUUCCCAUCACACAGCCAAUGACAAUAGACUGUAACACACAGCAUAUUGUAUCUGUGUUUGAGGAGUGUGUAACAGCUCAGGGCUGAUUUCACAAUUAACCUGGAAGUGUAUUUUUAAAUUAUUUUCCUGCGGGCCAUAUAAUUCUUUUCUGCUAUCAUUUGGAAUUUUGUGGAAACUACAGCACAUUCACAUUCUCCGGUCAGUUUUGGGCUGAAGGUCGAAGACCUGACAGACAGUUUGAUUAUUUCUGUUUAAGGGCUUUUCCUCUGAAGGCAUGUUUCUUUGUUAUUCCUUAUUUCCUCUUAUUUUUGUCUGGCAACUGUAUGUGAUCAUACAGUCCAAUAGAAUGGAGAUGAGGCAGCACCAAAUGGACUGGUUCUAUAUUUAAGAAAUGGUUCUGAUCCAGGCGGCGCUACAGUUGAUCAGGCCUGAUGUCAGUUCAUUCUGCUAUAGCUAAUUAAGAGAAGACUUCUCUGUUGUGGAUUUACAGUAUGUCGGGAGGUAUACUGCCCUCAUUGUAGGGAAAGCUCAUUCCAAACUAUAAUCUGCUACAGAUAUUAACAGUGCAAAAUUGUCCUCAAUCUCUCAUGCUCCUCUGGCUGCUUUGUUACUAGAUUACUGUAGUAAACAGGUUAUAAUUUUAAUCUUUUAUCAUUUGCCAGGUGUGUACUUUAUGUAAAAUGAAAAUUAUGUAUACAUUUUUGUUGUCUGUGAUCUGUUUCACAAUAAGCCUCUUUAUCUCUUCAGUCCUAUGAUUAAGUUCACUGAACAGCAGUGUGGUAUAGAUUUUUAUUUGCACACCUAAAAACUGAUGCUUUUUCUACCUGGGGUAACUGAUUACAUGAUUGUUGUUUGUACAUAUACUUAACAGAAUACAGAUGCUUCCAUACAGGA
Messenger RNA from Siniperca chuatsi (mandarin fish), 2436 nucleotides. It is a transcript of the gene dohh, whose product is annotated as deoxyhypusine hydroxylase/monooxygenase. The transcript is spliced from 6 exons. Gene Ontology annotation, biological process: peptidyl-hypusine biosynthetic process. Bases 252 to 1169 code for a protein of 305 amino acids. NCBI's taxonomy places the organism in Eukaryota, Metazoa, Chordata, Actinopteri, Centrarchiformes, Sinipercidae. The record is from RefSeq and is a predicted model, not a curated record. Gene Ontology annotation, molecular function: deoxyhypusine monooxygenase activity.